CAAGAACUACCUACCACCCCGUGAACUCUCAACGUCCCGUAGACAUAGUAUCGCUGCAACAAAAGCAUCAAGCAAACAACCAUGACACUAUCCAAGCUCAUCCUCUUAAUUUCCACCCUCCUCACCAGCACCCUCGCUGCCCCCCAAAAAUCACGCGGCUGUGGCAUCUCACACAAAGACCUAAGCCUCCCAGCCCAACACCUCGAUUCCAGCGGCCAAAAUCGCAGCUACUACAUCCAUCUCCCAUCCACCUACAACAGCGAUACCGCGUACCCGCUCGUCCUCGGCUUCCAUGGCAGCCCGAGCAGUGCAAUGACCGUCCCGCUAGACACGAAGCUCAACAACGAGACCUAUUCCGGCAGUAAGAUCAUGGUGUAUCCGGAAGGGGCUGGGGAAAGUUGGGCGGGGCCGACGUAUCACAAUGCAACGAGUGUGGGGGAGGACGUGCAGUUUGUAGCGGAUGUGAUCGCGAAUGUGGAGAACAGAUUCUGUGUUGACGAAGCAAGGGUAUUUGCAUUUGGCAUGUCUAAUGGCGGCGGCUUCGUUGGAACACUGGCAUGCGAUGAAAAGGGGAGUUCGCUUUUUACGGGUCUGGCAGCGCACUCGGGCGCUUUCUACACGGAUGUCAAUGGGCCCGAUAAUGGGUGUGCGCCGUCGAAGGAGGUACCCUUGCUGGAAAUCCAUGGUGGAGCUGACAAGGACGUCCCUUACGCGGGCGGCAAGGGUGAAGGCGGCGAACUACCUUCAAUCUUCAACUGGCUGAACUCAUGGGCGCUGCGCUACAAGUGUGAGAGCAGCAGUGUGAAUAUUACGUUUGGGAGCGAGGUGCGACAUUGGUCCUGGGGUUGCGAUGGGAAAUCCGGUCUACUCCAGCAUUACGAAGUCAUGCAUUUGGGCCAUGCUUGGGCUGAUACCGAACCCAAUUUCUCGCAGUCGUAUGCGCAGCAAGGACCUACGGUCAUCCAAGCGAGUAGAAUCAUCAUGGAUUUCUUCGACUCGGUGUGAAUACGAUGGAAUGACUUGAGGGAGAGAAUCUACUCAAAAGAAGAAGACCGACGCGCCGUAAUGUAAUGCAAGGGAACGACAAGGGCGUGGCAGAUCUAAUGGCUCCAACGAUGUGUACAUACAAAACAGUGGUGGCAAUCGUAAUGUGGAGGAAUGACUUAAUGUGCAAAAAAUGUCCAGCUUGGAUGUAUCUAUAAUACCACGACUAUUCGUGAUCCUUC
This is a messenger RNA of Bipolaris sorokiniana ND90Pr, 1226 nucleotides long. RefSeq names its product carbohydrate esterase family 1 protein. The coding region runs from base 82 to 1005 and encodes 307 amino acids. The record is from RefSeq and is a predicted model, not a curated record. Gene Ontology annotation, molecular function: feruloyl esterase activity. Lineage: Eukaryota; Fungi; Ascomycota; Dothideomycetes; Pleosporales; Pleosporaceae. The transcript has 3 exons. Gene Ontology annotation, cellular component: extracellular region.